Molecule: messenger RNA, 1056 nt
Organism: Fragaria vesca subsp. vesca
Lineage: Eukaryota; Viridiplantae; Streptophyta; Magnoliopsida; Rosales; Rosaceae
Exons: 1
Coding region: 1-1056 (351 amino acids)
Source: RefSeq, a predicted model, not a curated record
AUGUCGACGGCGAGCUUGGUCCAACAAGAAGCACACACUGAGAAGAUGAGUGAAGAAGGAAGAAGAAGAUGGGAGGAGAUGAACAUGGAUUGCUUAGUAAAUGCGUUUAGCAGAGCUGGAAUGGAGUCACUGCUUUUGGCUCUCCCUUUUGUCUGUAAGUCCUGGCACGAAGCUACUCACAGUCCUUCAUGCUGGACAUGUCUUAAGUUUCCUGAUCAUAAACCCUAUCCUUUGUUCGUUGAUAAGGCUGAAGAUAUUGACACUCCACCUCGGAGUUUCGGCCCAUUUUAUGAAAAGUUUAUAGAACAGUAUGGAAUCGAUAAGAGUCGAUUUUCAAUCACUGCUUUUAUAAAGAUGGUGGUUGAUCGGAGCAACGGGCAGGCUACUCUACUUAAGCUACCCCAUUUCAUUACAGAAGCAGCUCUGAGAUAUGUUUCAGAUGCGUGUCCUCUGCUCAAACACUUAACGUUUGAGGAUAAUCUGUUGAUUUUCAAGCAUUAUCAAAUUCUCCCGGAAGUGAUAGGAAAGUGGAAGUUUCUGGAGAGCUUGUUGUUAGGGGGCACCAUGGUGCUGAUUCACCAGCAUUUUAAUAUUGGAAAGACCUUCAGUAAAUAUUUUUGGGGGUUGUUGACACUGGAAAUGGAAACUCCGAGCUGUGAUAAUGUUUUGGAGAGAAUUAUAGUGCAGAUUGGAACUCACUGCAAGCAUUUUAGGCAGCUAAGUCUUGUACUAACCCAUCUUCGUCAAGUCGAGGCAUUGGCAAUUGUGAACUUUCUGCCACACCUUGGGAACAUAUUGGCGGUCAGGUGCAUCAUCAAAAGGGAUAGCAUUCUCACAAUUGCUCAGGGAUGCAAAGAGCUUCAGGUUUUUCAUGCCAAGGAAUGUGCAGGCUUUGGAGAGGAUGAUGAAGAAGUAUGCAAGCUUGCUGGUGAGACUGGUCAGAUUGUAUGUGAGGAUUGUGUGCUCGAUGAUGAACUUCUGACUCUGUUGGUUAUUCGCAGACCUACUUUAUUGAGGAGAUUAAUGAUUCUCAUGUUCAGACUGCUGAGUCAUUGA